AUGCAGGCAGUAUUUACACCGGAACGUUCAACAAAGAUACGUUUAGUUUUCGACGCUUCCGCAAAAGGUCCAGACAACAAAUCCCUAAACGAUUAUCUAGAAAAAGGUCCAAACUAUAUUAAUAAUAUUCAAGAUGUCUUGAUAGCGUGGAGAUGGGACCAUGUUGGAUACUGCGGCGACUUACGUAAGAUGUUUAAUCAAAUUAGGAUACAUCCCGAAGACCAGAUAUACCACCGAUUCUUGUUUCGACGAAAUGAAGACGAAGAUCCUAAGAUUUUUCAAUGGCUACGGUUAAAUUUUGGAGACAAACCCGCACCGGACAUUGCUACAGGAUCUAUUAAGGUAUUAGCUAAAGCCUGCCAAGAAGAUUUAUCCGAAGCCUCCAGACAACUGCAAGACAACGUUUAUGUUGAUGAUAUCGGUGGCUCAGCCCCAACUCCCGAAAAAACCCAAAAUAUUAUUACGGAUAUCGACACCAUCCUAAACACGGGGAAUUUCCAGGUCAAAUCGUGGAAUUCUAAUCACAAGGAAGUUGACAAGUCAAAAGAAAAAUGCACUACCUUCCUCGGACAUAAGUGGAAUAAAGAAAUUGAUGUAUUCACAUUCAAGAAAGAGCUCGAUAUUAGACCAGAUCGCAACUUUGGGAUCCUCUCCGACUGGUCUUGCCUGUGA
Molecule: messenger RNA, 672 nt
Organism: Dendronephthya gigantea
Lineage: Eukaryota; Metazoa; Cnidaria; Anthozoa; Malacalcyonacea; Nephtheidae
Exons: 1
Coding region: 1-672 (223 amino acids)
Source: RefSeq, a predicted model, not a curated record